CUUAAACCCUUUUUUUCCGCCCACUCGCAGCUGCUCGACGCCUCCGACUUCUUUUCCUUCGCGUCGUCUCCUCCUCUCCUUUUUGGCAGCUCAGUGUGGCCGCCUCCCUCUGUUUGAGCGCCGCCGCUUCUCUCUGUUUGAGUGCCGCCGCAGACUCUCUCCUUGGCUUUGUGCUGGUUUUGUACUCUCUUUCAGCUGAUUAACCAAUACAUUCGCCAAUGAUACUUUGAAUUUAUUGGAAAUAAGAGCCCUUUCAACUAUUACCGAAUUUGCAUUGUGAAGAUGGCGCCGCCUUCAAAAAAACCAGUGGAUGGCGCAAAGUUCAACAAGAAACCAGUGGAUGGCGUAAAGUUCAACAAGCAUUCCAAGAUGUCAUUCAAGUCGAAGAAAAAAACGAGUGAUGUAGCUAAAACCGAAGCCUUGUCGUUGCAGAUUGAAGAUGAUGUUCCUGACUUUCCUAGAGGCGGAAGAGGUUCUUCAGGCCAACAAAAUCGUGAUAAAGAACGUCCUCAAGGAGAUAAGGAGUUUCAGAAUGAUUAUCCGAAGAUGACAACAAAAAGAGGAAAGAUGAGAAGAAAGCAUUCCUCAAAUGAGGAUGAUUUGGACUCUCUGUUGAACAGUGGUGUAGUGGGAAACCUUCCUAAAUAUGCCAAUAAGAUAACUUUGAAGAAUAUAAGUCCAAGAAUGAAAUUUUGGGGAGUUGUUGCUGAAGUAAAUAAGAAGGAUCUUGUAAUUAAUCUACCUGGGGGCUUACGUGGAUUAGUGUCUGCUGCUGAUGCUUUUGAUCCAAUUUUGGAAAAAGAAAUGGAGGAUCCAGAGCAUAGUUUACUUCCUGUCAUGUUCCAUGUUGGGCAACUGGUUCCAUGUGUUGUGCUGCAAGUAGAUGAUGACAAGAAAGAAUCAGGGAAGAGAAAGAUCUGGCUUUCAUUACGUUUAUCUAUAUUGUACAAAGACUUCUCAUUGGACCUUCUUCAAGAAGGAAUGGUUCUGACAUCAUAUGUGAAAAGCAUUGAAGAUCAUGGCUACAUUCUUCAUUUUGGUUUGACUUCCUUCACCGGGUUUUUGCCAAAAACCAAACUCUCUGAUCAACCUGGGAAUGAAUUGCAUGUUGGUCAAAUUCUUCAGUGUGUUGUUAGAAGCAUUGACAAAACUCGUAAAGUAGUUUAUUUGAGUUCUGAUCAAGAUACUGUGUCCAGCAGUGUGGCGAAGGAUCUAAAAGGUAUUUCAAUUGACCUUCUCAUCCCUGGCAUGAUGGUUAGCGCACGUGUACAAUCGACCCUUGAAAAUGGGUUAUUGCUAUCCUUUCUGACUUAUUUUAAUGGAACUGUCGAUAUGUUUCAUUUGCAAAACAGUUUUCAUUCUUCAAAUUGGAAAGCUCAUUACAACCAGAACAUGAAGGUCAAUGCUCGGAUAUUAUUUAUUGAUCCUUCAACUAGAGCUGUGGGAUUGACCCUGAUUCCUCAUCUCGUUCAGAACAAGGCUGCACCUCCACAUGUGAGAAUUGGUGAUAUAUAUGAUUCUGCAAAAGUCGUUAGGGUCGAUAGGGGAUCGGGCCUGCUUCUUGAAGUAACCUCUUCUCCGGAGUCAACACCAACAUUUGUUAGUGUAUCUGAUAUGGCUGAAGAUGCUGUGAAAAAGACUGGAAAGAAGUUUAAAGAGGGGAGUCAUGUUCGUGUUCGUAUUCUUGGCUUCAGACAUUUGGAAGGACUUGCCAUUGGGACUUUGAAGGCCAGUGCCUUUGAAGGUCCAGUGUUUUCCUACUCAGAUGUGAAGCCUGGGACGUUGAUACGCGCUAAAGUUAUAGUUGUUGAUAAUUUUGGGGCUAUCGUGCAAUUUCCUGGUGGUCUAAAGGCUCUGUGUCCUCUCAGUCAUAUGUCUGAAUUUGAAAUUGCCAAACCUAGAAAAAAAUUCAAGGUUGGAGCUGAAUUAAUUUUCCGUGUGCUCGGUUGCAAGUCAAAGAGAAUAACUGUUACACACAAGAAGGCACUUGUAAAGUCAAAGUUGGAGGUUCUUAGUUCAUAUGCUGAUGCUACUGCAGGAUUAGUGACUCAUGGCUGGAUAACGAAGAUUGAAAAACAUGGUUGCUUUGUCAAGUUUUACAAUGGUGUUCAAGGUUUCGCUCCUAGAUUUGAACUCGGAAUAGAACCUGGUUCUGAUCCAAGUUCAACAUAUCAUAUCGGGCAAGUCAUCAAAUGCAGAAUCACAAGCUCUACUCCUUCCUCCAAACGUAUUAGCCUUAGUUUUGUAAUGAAACCUGCAAGGGUUUCUGAAGAUGCAAAGGUUGAGUUGGGCUGUAUUGUUUCGGGUGUGGUGGAUGAAAUAACUGAGACCCAUGUAACAUUGUAUAUUAAUAGAUCCAGUUACUCAAGGGGAAGGAUAUCCGUUGAGCAUUUGUCAGAUCAUCAGGGGCAUGCUGCUUUGAUGAAGUCUGUGUUGAAGCCUGGAUAUCAAUUUGAUCAACUCCUUGUACUAGAUAUUGAGAACGAAAGUUUAGUUCUCUCUGCAAAACAAUCUCUGAUCAAUUUGGCUCAUCAGCUUCCAACUGACCCAAGUCAAGUAAAUCAAUAUUCUGUUAUCCAUGGAUUCAUUUGUAACAUAAUAGAAACAGGUUGUUUUGUUCGUUUUCUAGGACGUGUAACUGGCUUUUCUCCACGAAAUAAGGCUUCAGAAGAUCAAAGACUGAACCUGCAUGAAGCAUUUUACAUUGGGCAAUCUGUUCGGAGUAAUGUAGUUGAUGUCAGUGGUGAAACAGGUAGAAUUACACUUUCUUUGAAGCAGUCGGCUUGCUUUUCAACAGAUGCUUCCUUUAUACAGGAAUACUUUUCAACAGAAGAGAAGAUUGCAAAGCUUCAAUCAUCGGAUGAAUCAAACUGGGCAGAAGAAUUUGGAAUUGGUAGUGUGGUUGAGGGAAAAGUUCAGGAGGUCAAGGAUAUUGGAGUUAUUGUCAGCUUUGAGAAGUAUCAUGAUGUUUUUGGUUUUAUUGCACUCCAUGGAUUGAGUGGGCUAAAAGUGGAAGCUGGUUCCACUAUUCAGGCUGGAGUUCUUGAUGUUUCCAAAACUGAUCGGCUUGUUGAUUUAUCCUUGAAACCUGAAUUAGUUGAUAAAUGCAAGGGAAAAAGUUCUAGCAGGUCAACUACUAGGAAGAAACGAAAGGCAGAAGCAUGGAAGGAGUUGGAGAUUAAUCAGACAGUGCACACUGUGGUGGAAGCUGUGAAAGAGAACUAUCUGGUUCUUUCACUGCCCGAGUGUGGCUACACUAUUGGUUAUGCAUCAACAUAUGACUACAAUACCCAAAGGCUUCCUCAGAAGCAAUUUGCAAUCGGACAAAGGGUUGCUGCCUCUGUUGUGGCUCUCCCAUGUCCUUCAACAUUUGGAAGGCUGCUACUGCUUCUAAAGUCAAUUAGUGAGCCCAUUGUUACACCUGGUUCAAAACGAUCAAAAAAGAACACAUCAUGUGAAGUGGGAUCUCUGGUUCAUGCUGAGAUCACUGAUAUCCAGCCCCUUGAAAUGAGAUUAAAAUUUGGAGUCGGAUUACGUGGGCGAGUUCAUAUAACAGAGGUUAGUAACGAGCGUGAUGAAACUACAGAAACUCCUUUCAGUAACUUUAGGAUUGGGCAAACCAUAGUUGCAAGGAUUGUUGCAGAAGCUAAUCAUUCAGCGAACAAAAAGAAGGGCUACCUGUGGGAGUUGUCCGUAAAACCUGAAGUUCUUAAAGAUUUUGGCGCUAUGGAUGGUCAGAUUACAAAUGAUGAUUUGGGUUUUUCGAUUGGACAACAAGUCACUGCUUAUGUAAGCAAUGUAAGUGGUGAAUGGGCCUGGUUAGCUGUUAAUCGGCAAACAAGUGCCCAACUAUUUAUUCUUGAUAGUUCUUGUGAGCCUAGUGAGCUUCAAGAGUUUUCCAAGCGUUUCUACGUUGGAAGGGCUGUUUCUGGAUACGUAUCUAACAUUAAUGGAGAGAAAAAAAUCUUACGGUUGGUUUUGCAUCCUUUAUCUACUACCUCAACUGGAAUUAGUGAUCAAGAAAAUUUGAAGAUUAGUAAUUUGCAGUCCGACGUUCCUAGUAAGAAAGACUUGUGUCAUUUCAAUGAAGGGGACAUUGUUGGGGGAAGAAUAUCAAAAAUACUUCCUGGUGUUAGUGGACUGCUUGUGCAAAUUGGUCCCAAUUUGUUUGGCAGGGUUCAUUAUACAGAACUUACAGACAGUUUGGUGCCUGAUCCGUUGUCUGGAUAUAAUGAAGGACAAUUUGUCAAGUGCAAGGUUAUAGAAAUUAACCACUCAGUUAAAGGUACAGUACACAUUGAUUUGUCUCUGCGGUCUUCGGCAGGCAUCAUUUGCCAGGACAAUGGAGAACACAGCAACCAUGAACAAACUGCUUCCAGACGAGUGGAGAAGAUACAAGAUCUUUGUCCUCAUAUGGAGGUUCAGGGUUAUGUGAAAAAUGUAUCUCCGAAAGGAUGCUUCAUUUUGCUCUCUCGAGGCUUGGAGGCAAAAAUUCUCUUAUCUAAUCUAUCCGAUGGAUAUGUUAAGGAUCCUGAAAAGGAGUUUCCCGUCGGGAAAAUUGUUCGUGGAAGAAUAUUAUCCUUGGAGCCUUUAUCCAAGCGAGUGGAAGUUACCCUGAAGUCUGUGACUGCAAAUGGUGCAUUGAAAGCAAACAGUCAUGAUUUAAAAAGUUUUUCUGCUGGAGAUAUUGUAUCUGGAAGGAUUAAGCGGGUGGAGUCAUUUGGUCUGUUUAUCAUCAUCGAUAAUACGGAUGUGGUUGGGUUGUGUCAUGUGUCAGAAGUUUCGGACGACCCUAUUGAAAACCUUGAAUUUAGCUACCAUGCUGGGGACACGGUGAGAGCAAAAGUAUUAAAGGUGGAUGAAAAAAGACAACGAAUUGCUCUGGGAAUGAAGAGGUCAUACAUUGGAGAAGGCAAUGAGCUUUGUACGAACCUGGAAGAAACUCAUGAAGAUGCUACUGAUGAUGACAAUUUAACCAAGUUCGAGAAUAUGGAUGAUGAAUUUGACAAUAUUGAACCUGAACGACCACUUAGGCUAGCAGAAUCAAGGGCUUUUGUCCCUCCACUUGAGGUCACUCUUGAUGAUAUAGACGCAACUGACAUGGAUAACUUACAGUCCGAAAAUAAAGAGCUGAUCAGUGGUACAGUCUCUAAGGAGAAAAAUGAUAGACGAGAGAAGAAAAAGGCCAAAGAAGAAAGGGAAAAGGAGGUGAGGGAUGCAGAGGAAAGAUUAUUGCAGAACAAUAUGCCAACUACUCCUGAUGAAUUUGAAAAAUUGGUUAGAAGCUCUCCUAAUAGCAGUUUUGUUUGGAUAAAGUAUAUGGCAUUCAUGCUCUCUUUGGCUGAUGUAGAGAAAGCCCGCUCAAUAGCUGAGAGGGCUUUGAGGACAAUCAAUAUUCGGGAAGAGAACGAGAAGCUCAAUGUGUGGUUGGCUUACUUUAAUCUUGAAAGUGAAUAUGGAAAUCCUCCAGAGGAUGCUGUUGCUAAAAUUUUUCAACGAGCGUUGCAGUGUAAUGAUCCUAAGAAGGUUCAUUUAGCUUUGCUGGGAAUGUAUGAGAGGACCGAGCAACAUAAGUUGGCUGAUGAGCUCCUCGACAAAAUGAUCAAGAGGUUCAAGCAUUCCUGCAAGGUUUGGUUGAAGCGGAUGCAAAGUUUAUUAAAGAAUGGACAAGAUGAUGUUCAAUCAGUCGUAAACCGUGCCCUACUAAGCCUUCCACGGCGUAAGCACAUUAAGUUUAUCUCACAAACAGCUAUCCUUGAAUUCAAGUGUGGUGUGGCAGAUCGAGGUCGGUCGAUGUUUGAAGGAAUUCUUCGAGAGUAUCCAAAGAGAACAGACUUGUGGAGCGUCUAUCUUGAUCAAGAAAUUCGACUCGGUGAUGCAGACAUGAUUCGUGCUCUGUUCGAGAGGGCAAUUAGUUUAUCUCUUGCUCCCAAGAAGAUGAAGUUCUUAUUUAAAAAGUAUUUGGAAUACGAAAAGUCUGUUGGUGAUGAAGAACGAAUCGAAUCGGUGAAGCAAAAGGCAUUGGAAUACGUCGAGAGUACACUGGCCUAAUGAGUAACAGCUAUCUGGAGUUGAUACUGAUCAAGUAAAUCAGUUCUCUUCAAGCAUGAUGAAUUCCACCAGCUGCACGGAAGGUAAAUUGCAAAAGCAUAGCAUCCAAGAACUGUACGGGCUAACUAGCGUCGUUUUUUAACUACGAACUCGACCACCCCCACAUUUUUGUUAGCUGUGAAGUGAAGGGGUUUGUAUAAGUUAAAUUUCCAGAGAGUUGUUAGUGUUAGUAAUCAGAGCAAGUAAGACUGUAUUCUCCCCAUUCCAAUUUUGUAUCAUAUUCAGUUUCUUUUUGUAUCAGAUUGUCUCAUAUAUUCUAAAUUGGUAUGAUUUAUAAGCCUGAAAGCCCUAUAGCAAUUUGUUUAUUCAACUUUUUA
Cucurbita pepo subsp. pepo (vegetable marrow) is the source of this 6428-nucleotide messenger RNA. RefSeq names its product RIBOSOMAL RNA PROCESSING 5. Gene Ontology annotation, biological process: rRNA processing. NCBI's taxonomy places the organism in Eukaryota, Viridiplantae, Streptophyta, Magnoliopsida, Cucurbitales, Cucurbitaceae. Gene Ontology annotation, molecular function: RNA binding; protein binding. The record is from RefSeq and is a predicted model, not a curated record. Gene Ontology annotation, cellular component: nucleolus; small-subunit processome; nucleus.